This is a messenger RNA of Perca flavescens (yellow perch), 5715 nucleotides long. It is a transcript of the gene rims3, whose product is annotated as regulating synaptic membrane exocytosis 3. The record is from RefSeq and is a predicted model, not a curated record. The transcript has 7 exons. Gene Ontology annotation, cellular component: cytoskeleton of presynaptic active zone; presynaptic membrane. Gene Ontology annotation, molecular function: small GTPase binding; transmembrane transporter binding. Gene Ontology annotation, biological process: regulation of synaptic vesicle exocytosis; calcium ion-regulated exocytosis of neurotransmitter; regulation of membrane potential. Lineage: Eukaryota; Metazoa; Chordata; Actinopteri; Perciformes; Percidae. The coding region runs from base 528 to 1502 and encodes 324 amino acids.
UCUAGCUAACGUUUGUUUCUGCCAGGCUUUUUAACGCACGCAUCCAUGUGCAAUUAACCUGGUGACGUGAACCAUUUCAGGGCCAAAAUCUAUCCUGAUCCCUCUAUCUCUGUCACGGACCGAGGGACAGACCUACAGUAUUUAUUCACGCUACCCUCACAAGGCCACACGUUGUCGCUGUUUGCCAUGCUACUGAAAUCAACCAGGCCUAAUCUCAUAUCCCCUUUCCCUUGCCCUCCCUCCUCUCCACCGCUCUCAUCUCCUCUCUCCACAGCAGCGCGUCUCUCACCGCUCCUUGGAUGCCGUGUGACCAGCAGCACUAAGCGGAGAAACCGUCCAGCAAACCGCCGUCCAGCACAGCCAAAAUAAAACCCAAACGAUGACCUUCUUACAGAUACGACAGAAGAAAACAGUUAUUUGACAACUUCCAACACCGCACUUUGCCUUCGCCGCUCCUUGCUGCAACGCCCCGCUCCAACUUUAAGGCCCUCCUCCCCAGCCUAUCGGCCCUCCAGUCCAGCAGGACCAUGAUGCUUAGUAGCUCUGUGGAGGUGCCCAGCCCGGGCGGGCUGAGCGGCCUUAGCGGGCUGAGCGCAGCAGCUCGGAAUGUGGUGCGUUCCUCCAGCAUCUCUGGGGCCAUGUACAACCUGGAGAAGAGUCCCGGCAGCAGGGGCCCGGACUCCACGUCAUUGGCUGGCAACAAGAAGCGGCGCUCCAGUCUGGGCGCCAAGAUGGUGGCCAUUGUGGGGUUGUCCCAGUGGAGUAGGAGCACACAACAGCUCAACCAACAAGACGGCGGGACGAAGAAGCUUCGCAGCACCAUCCGACGGAGCACAGAGACCGGCAUCGCCGUCGACAUGAGGAACCGAGUGACACGGCAAGGCAGCAAGGACUCAACUGACGGCAGCACCAACUCAAACAGCUCUGAUGGAACCUUUGUCUUCCCUACCACACGCCUGGGGCCUGAGAGCCAGUUCAGUGACUUUCUGGAUGGACUAGGCCCCGCUCAGAUCGUAGGCCGGCAAACGCUAGCUACACCCCCCAUGGGGGAUGUCCAUGUAGGUAUGGUAGACAGAGGAGGGCAGCUAGAGGUGGAGGUCAACCAGGCCAGAAGGUUGACCCCCAAACCGGGCUCCAAGAACACACCAGCGACCUACGUGAAGGUGUAUGUGCUGGAGAAUGGCGUGUGCUUGGCCAAGAAGAAAACCAAAGUAGUAAAGAAGAAUCUGGACCCCACCUAUCAGCAGGCUCUGUUGUUUGAUGAGAGUCCUCAAGGCAAAGUCCUACAGGUAAUAGUGUGGGGGGAUUACGGGCGCAUGGACCACAAGUGCUUCAUGGGAAUGGCCCAGAUCCUUCUCGAGGACUUGGACCUGUCUGCCACAGUCAGCGGCUGGUACAAGCUGUUCCCUACCUCCUCUCUGGCAGAUCCCAGCAUCGGACCCCUCACCAGACGCCUCUCCCAGUCCUCCCUGGAGAGCGCCACCAGCCCCUCGUGCACCUAAACACCCAUUAGACACCCACAUACGCAGGCAGAGUCAGACGCCGACACACGUUCUGUAUAUACACAACGACUGUAUUCAAAUUGCAACACAGGUAGGCAUACACACACACACACACACACACACACACACACACACACACACACACGUACACCUUUGGGCAGGAAGACACAUUUGACAUACAGGUGCAAAUACCUGAUCUCAUCCACGUGAAUACACACACUGACGCGCUGCCGUAGACUCAAUUUACCAGAACAUGUAGCACUUUUCACCGUCCCAUUUCAACACAUCCUACCAUGACACAGCAAAACUGCAUUCCAAGGUACCAGAUUUCCGUGGCACGACUCAUCCCAGGGCCAUUCCGAUGCCAGUUUAUAAACUCUCUAUGCCAAACUAAGGGGGAAAAAAACUUUAUUUUUUAAAACCAAAGCAAUUGUUGUUAUUAUUACUAUAAGUAGUCGGUGAUCUAGUAUACACUAUAAAGUAUGGAUAUGUAGCAGAGUCAAUGACUUAGAUGUAAUGCAAAAAAGAAGAUACAUUCUACACACACGAACUGAGAACGGCAGGCCAAACACAUACCUGGGCAACAGGCUUGGAUAUUCACAUAAUGGCUAUUAUGUGAUGUAGCAACACUGCUAUUCUAUAAUUUUCAGAGGGCAGUUUAUAUAUAGAUAUACAUAUAUAUAUAUAAAUAGAUAGUUAAAUACUUAUUUGUGUUUAUAUAUGUAUCGGCUGCAUUCUGCAUGUUUAAAUGCAACCCUUGAGACAUUUGAAAGUGCUUCAAUCUUUUUAUUUAGCUUGCCUCGACUAAUGUAACUAAUUUAUUUUGCAAUCCGUCCUGGGAAAAGCGCACUGCACUGAGUUAGGGAGAAGGAUAGGGUGACAGGGGGAGCGCUAUGAGCAAAAGAAGAGAACAAAUUACUCAGCCAGCUACUCAUUCGCCGAUGAACAAAAAUUCUGAUCCUGCCUUCAUCUUUAGAGUAAGGGACUGUUGCACCGCACAGGGCACUUAGCACAAAGGCGUUCUGGGAAAUGUGUCCAGCUGUAGUCUGGGGUUCUUGUGUGUCUUGUUGUGCCACAUCCAGGGGGUGCCACAGUCACACUUUCUCUCUUUUUGUAUACAAGCACCCAGACCUGUUUGAACUUUCUGUUGAUUUCCCUGUUAUGAUGUCCACUUUGUGGCGAGCGUGUCCCUUGUCUCUCACACAAACAAACACACACACACACACACACACACACACACACGCAGCUGGCACACUUACUGACUUUAACUGUUGUAAUUCCAGAUGAGUUUUUCUUUUUGAUAUCAGACUAUUUACGCCAGUGUUAACUUUUCUAGCAGGUUGAUUGUUAACCUGUCAUGUACGGUAGUUUUACUUGUUUCAGUUACAACAUCACAGUCUUCAUGUCUCCUGCCAGGCAGCGCGUUUGUGUUAAAGAUGGCACUUUACUGUAAUAUAUGUAUUAUGUUUGAAUUAUAGACAGUGGUUGUCCAACUCUUGGUUUAUUUUUUUAUUUUAUUUGGUCACACUGCAGUGUGCAUCUCUGAAUCUUGUAAAUUAAUGCCAGCAUGGAAAUUAUGUUUUGAAUUUGAGUGUAACAGGUCAGUUCUGCCACUGAAUUUUCAACUUAAAUCUGAGUAAUCAUAAUAGUAAUUUAUUUGCAAAAGCUUCAAUCUUGUACAUUGGCUUAUUCAAAAACAUAAUUAUGUUUUUGUAAGUAAAUCUAUGUCUGGAAGGAUAAUGACGUGUUCCAAAUAAUCUAAACAUUUGCAAUUGCAUUUGAAUAUUGGAUGCAUUUAAAGUUUUUCCUUUCUUUUUUUUAAAAAGAAAUAGCUUUCUCUUUUAAUGUUUACCUCGCAUAAUUACCAACGCCACUAUGUUCUUAGUAUUUGAAGCAUUUUAUUUGCAUUUGAAAUCACUAAAAAUGGUAAGACUGACCUGGCGGCUGUUAAAGUAAAAUGUGCAUUGGUUGAGUCUUAAUUGAUGGCAGAGGAGUAGCAGGGCAAACUGAGCUACUGGUGUUUACUGUUUUGUUUAUGAUGAAAAUGUCAUAAUUUUCUUCAGUGGUUCAGAGUGUUUUUGAAUCUGUCUGUCUUAGGACCAACACCAAACCUUGUGUAUGGAUAAAGACACUUUAUAGAGUCACAUAUUUUAGUAGUGUUAGGAGAGAUGACAGUCUCAAGUUCUAGGCUCUUAAAAGCUUGUGCGUGUUUAUGAGCUCGCAUUUGCGUUUAAUCUCCACCGUAUGUUCUGUACUGUUUGGCUCACUCCUCUCUUCAUCUUUCUGCAAAAAGGGAAACUGCGAGGCACUCCGUCUCGUCAGCACAUCAGACCAACAGAAUUCACAUUUCAACGCUCUUUGAACUUUGGAUAAAGGGAUCUCUGGCAUUCUUGAAUUCUUUGGGAGGAGGAUGAUGGUCAUUUUCUGACCCUCCCAUCAUGUAUACAACCCUUUUUAGAAGAACCACCAAGGUCUGGGUUCCAUUUCUUUUGAACCCUUUGGAGCUAUUCCUUGCUGGAUCUGUAACUGUAUGGUCUUGUAUAUGAAGUAAUUUUAUGUACCUUUUUAAUUUGUAUCUUAUCUAUUUUUGUGGACAGCUGGCAUGAUGUAAAAAUAAGGACUUAUACUCUUAGUAUUUGCACACAUUCUCUUCAUGGCGCGCCUUUUGUGAGGACAAAAGAAACUUGGUUGGUAUAACAUCCCUGCUGAAUGUUUAGUCCUUGGUAAACUUUAAAAAUGCUGUUAAUAUUUUUCCAUGUGAUGUCCAAUGCUUUGGAGCUUACAUGAGACCGAAUAUGUCCCUUUGCUGUAUAUUGAGUAGCCCGAAACAUUAACAGUUCUAAUGAUUGAAAGUAGAGGAAGACACGAUGCAGAGAGAUAGUUAUUCUUAGGGAGUGUUUUAUGGAGAGCAGAGAGCAUCUGGCAACUUUGUCCAAAUCUUUUGAAUCCUGCAACCAAAAGGAUAGUUGAAAUAUGGCCUUUCUUCAAAGUGUAUGUCUUUCAAUGAGGUGCAUUUAUUGUCCUGUGCGAUGCAUAAAAAUGAGCACCAAAACGUCUGUGAGAGAAAGAUUUGAAUGUGUAGAUAUUUAUUUAAAAAAUUAAAAAAAAGGCCACUUGUAAACUCACGUUGUGGACCACAGGGAGGAGAAUUUAGGGAUCAGGGUUUUCAGAUAUGAACAGUAACGCCUCUCGUCAUUGCUUUUACCUUAGAUUAGAACAAAUUGACUGUAGUCACACGAUUAACGUUGCGUUGGCUCAUCACAUUUGAUUUAUUUUGACACUACUGUUUUAAGGGAGUUGAAAAAGGUUGCUUUAAGAGAAGUUGAAGCCUCACAAGCAGCAGGGUUAACUAUGGCAGGGCAGAGUUACAGCAGUGUGUGUAAACGGGAAGGUAGAUGCAUGCAAGCGGGUCGCUACAUUGCUGGAUUAAUCAAAGUGUCUAUUAUAGACACUUUUGGCAUUUUAUUGGAAACAGCACGGAGCAUGUAGAGCUUGUUUGAGAUAGGUAAGGAUAGUCUUAGCUUAAGUUAGACCGCAUCUGGCUCAGCUGAGGUAUGAAUGUAAGGGCUGUGGAUGCUUUGGAAUGUAAACACACACGCUUGCUUGCUGCACUGUAAAAUCCACAUUGAGCAUUCUCGAACCCGAUUUUUAUUGUGCGCAAAACUUUUACAUUGUAUCGUCUCCUGAGCGCUAUGUUGGAAAUGUAUUUUAUUUUUGUAAGGAGAGAGGUAUUAUUCAGAGGAGGAGAAAGAAUCAGAGAGGCAAAAAAAAAACAGCCCUGAGAUUUUCACAAAAAUGAGGGCUUGUCACGUGUACAAUGGCCUUAUUUUGUGUAGGAGACAUUGCUUCACUAUUGUAGCACACAAACUGAAAGUUUUGACAAAUGUAUUUUGCUUGAAAUAUUGUACCGAAGUUAUAUAUGUGUAUAUGUAUAGUUUUAUGAAUGUAUUUCUUAAUCGUUACACCAGAACCGAGUGUAAUGUUUUUGUCAUCUUGUUUGCUAUACCGUCUCUUUGAAGACCUUCCUGGGACCUCGCCUGCAUUGGUUUUAGGCAGCCCCUACUUUUACUGCACUGUAUACUGUAUGUCUCAUUCUUUAUGUCUUCAUUUGAAAAGAAGAGCUCUGUGGUUGAAAACGAGCAUGAAUUCUGUGUGGCGAAAUGCAUUGUAAUUUAUCUAAAUCGCCACGAUGGGUUUCAAACAGAAAGGAUUG